Molecule: messenger RNA, 3537 nt
Organism: Chelonoidis abingdonii (Abingdon island giant tortoise)
Lineage: Eukaryota; Metazoa; Chordata; Testudines; Testudinidae
Source: RefSeq, a predicted model, not a curated record
CAGUGCAGAUCUCGGAUGAAGGAGAGCAGAGGGACAGUGUUUCUGCCAAAAGACAUCCUGGCUUCCGCGGUAUCGAAUUUCCGAAGUAAAAUUAAGCACGGGACUGGAUUUUAUUUAUAUUUUAUUACGGAGGAUUCUUACAAUCUGAGGGGAAUUUGGUCCGGAAUAUCUAUUCAAAAUACACCGGGAAAGGAAACAAAGGGGCUGAGAGUGACUGGGAUGGAAAUCAGGCACAGAGAUCUGAGCCGGGCAGUCACACGGCAAGUACUGUUGUUUCCCUUCUUAUUCUUUUUGUUCUGCCGGGCGGUCUCGGAGCAGAUUCGUUAUUCGAUUCCUGAGGAAAUGGCCAAAGGGUCUCUAGUGGGGAACCUCGCCAAGGAUUUGGGGCUGAAUAUGAGAGAACUGCCUCUGCGAAAGCUCCGUGUGAAUUCGGAAAAUAAAUAUUUCACUGUAAACGAGGAACACGGCAACCUGUAUGUAAAUUACAGGUUAGACCGGGAGAAACUAUGCGGCGAGAAACCCCUUUGUGUCUUAAAUUUAGAAGUUGUGGUUGAAAACCCUUUAAAUGUUUUCCACGUGAACGUCGCAAUCCAGGACAUUAAUGAUAAUACACCGCGGUUCGUUAAAAAUAAUAUCGAUUUAGAAAUUAAUGAAUUAGCACAACCUGGUGCGCGAUUUCCACUAGAACCUGCGCAAGAUCCCGAUGUUGGAAUCAACUCACUGCAGAGUUACCAUCUUAGUCCAAAUCCAUAUUUUGUUUUGGAACUGAGAGAAAAUCCGGACGGCAACAAAUAUGCAGAAUUAGUGUUAAAGAAACCUUUGGAUCGAGAAAAAGAAAGGUCUCUUCAUUUAAUCUUGUCCUCCGUGGAUGGGGGAGAGCCAGUCAAAACGGGGACAGUUCCGAUUAAGAUUAACAUUAUUGAUGCCAAUGACAAUCCCCCUAUAUUCACUGAAAAAAUCUACAAAGUCAGCAUGAGAGAAAACCUACCGAAGGGAACCUUAGUGCUUCAGGUGAAAGCGACUGACGCGGAUGAAGGUACAAAUUCCAAAAUAACAUAUUCUUUCAGCAACAUACCGCAGAGCGCGCAGCAACUGUUCGGUUUGGAUGCUAGUAAUGGAAAGAUUACAGCAAAAGGUAUCUUGGACUUUGAAGAAAAAAAUAGCUACACGUUUGACGUGGAAGCCAGAGAUGAGGGAAGUCUGACUGCCCAUUCUAAAGUUCAAAUAGAAAUUCUCGAUGAGAACGACAACGCUCCCGAAGUGACAUUAACAUCCGUAUCCAGUCCCAUUCCCGAAGACUCACUACCCGGAACAGUGAUAGCUCUGAUCAAAGCCCGUGACCGAGACGAUGGAAGAAAUGGAGAAGUGACCUGUCGCAUUCAAGAUAAUUUGCCUUUUAAAAUAAUAUCCUCCUCUAAUAAUUACUACAAGCUCCUCACAGACAGCCCCCUGGACAGGGAAAGGACCCCGGAGUACAAUAUCACAAUCACAGCCACAGACAAAGGCUCUCCCCCUCUCUCCACCCAGAAAACCAUCCUAUUACAGAUCUCGGACAUCAAUGACAACGCCCCUGUCUUUGAGAACCCUUCCUACACCGCCUAUGUGCCAGAGAACAAUCCCUCGGGGGCCUCUAUUUUCAGUGUAAAAGCCUCAGACCGGGAUCUGGACCGGAACGCCCGAGUCACUUACUCCAUCCUGAGCAGCAACCUCGAGGAGGUGCCUCUCUCCUCCUACAUCUCUAUUAACUCCCAGACCGGAGCUAUCUAUGCGCAGCGCUCCUUCGACUACGAGCAAUUCCGGGAGUUUGAAGUGCAAGUGAAGGCCCAAGAUGGCGGGUCCCCGCCUCUCAGCAGCAAUGUCACCGUCAGGGUGUUUAUUCUGGAUCAGAAUGAUAACGCCCCUCGCAUCCUGUACCCUUCCGUGGGAGCCGAUGGCUCCGCCUUGUUCGAGAUGGUCCCUCGCUCGGCCGAGGCAGGUUAUCUGGUGACUAAGGUGGUGGCGGUGGAUGCUGACUCAGGGCACAAUGCCUGGCUCUCCUACCAUUUGCUCCACGCCACGGAACCGACGCUGUUCAGCAUGGGGCUGCACACCGGGGAGAUCCGGACAGCCCGCGCCUUUGCGGACAGAGAUGCUGUGAAGCACAGGCUGGUCACCCUGGUGAAGGAUAACGGGCAGCCGCCUCUGUCAGCCACAGUGACUCUCAACCUGGUGUUUGCAGAGAACUUCCAAGAGGCUCUUCCGGAAAUGAGCGACCAAUCGGGUGACUCGACACCUCAGACUGAUUUACAGUUUUACUUGGUGCUGGCUUUAGCCCUGAUCUCAAUUUUGUUCCUCCUGACAAUGACACUGGCCAUUGUGAUGAAAUUGCGAAGUUCAAGGAAACCUAAAUUACUUCAGUGUUUUGAUCGUGACCCUUUUUCCAAGACUAUACCUACAUUCCCACCAAAUUUUGGAGAUGGUACUUUGCCUUAUUCUUAUCAGCUAUGUUUAUCCUCAGAAUCUAAGAAAAAUGAAUUUUCUUUCCUGAAACCUAAUGCCCAGAUAUCAGAGAAUGUUCUCUGCAGUGGGAACUCUGGGACCUUACUUAUGAACAAUGGAUGUAGCGUCCUAACAUCUGAAACGGAAACUGCGGAAGUGGAAGGAGUUGCAGCCUACAUAUCUCUGCAGCCUCUAAACACUCCUCUCUUGACGGGGAGGGACUGCAGCCUUCCCCAGCAGCCCCUUCUUUUGCUGGCUUCCUGGCUUAUAUAUGCCCCAUCUGUUUCUGGACAGAUCAAAGUUGUCGUUGUGGUCCGCGAUGUAAAUGACAACGCUCCGGAAAUCGCUCUUAAGUCUCUUAUCAGCUCGAUCCGCUAUGUACAAGAUCGGGAUUCAGGAGAGACCAGGGAGAUCGGGUGCUCCAUCCCCAGCAAGCUCCCUUUCCAGCUGAAGAAACUCUUUGAUAAUUAUUACAGUCUAGUGACAGACCGAAUCCUGGACAGGGAGCAGGUGGCAGCAUACAACAUCACAGUGACCGCCACGGACAAUGGGACUCCUCCUCUUUCUACAGCCACCAUGAUCCCACUCCAGAUUUUAGACACGGACGACAACGGUCCCCUCUUCGAUGAAACAUCCUACACCGCCCACGUCACUGAGAAUAACCCGAGAGGAGCCUCCGUUUUCUCCCUGAGGGCGCAUGAUCCGGACGGUUGGCGCCGGCGCCGGGGGCAGGAGAGAAAACGCCAGUCACCUGUUCUGUUACCGAAGGUCAGAUCCAGGAAGCUCCGCUCUCCUCCUCCAUCUCCAUUAACUCCGAGACUGGGGCUCUCUACGCUCUGCGCUCCUUCGAUUAUGAACAGUUCCCGGAGAUUCGGUUCCAAGUGCAGGCUCAGGAUGGGGGGUCCCCACCUCUCAGCAGUAAUGUCUCCGUCACUCUUUAUACUGGAUCAGAAUGACAACAGCCCGCACAUCUUACUCCCUUCCUUUCCCACCGAUGGCUCCACGGGAGUGGAGUUGGCCCUCGCUCCUCCGAGCCGGGUUACCUGGUCACUAAGGUGA